CAUCUGGAUAGAGGAGCUAGAUGACUGCAGAGGUGUAAUUACUGAGAAGUGGACUUAAACAUAACUUCUGAUGUCUGGAAUGAAUAAUGGCCCUACUGAGGAAAAUUAACUGGCUGCUGUCCUUGUUACUGAUGCUGAUGGCCUUUGCUCUUCUGUACAGCAAGAUGUUUAAGGCACGUCUGCCAGCAAAACACACAGAGAUUGGAAAUGGUGAAUCAGAGCCAGAAACAGACAUUCCAGUUGUGAUCUGCGCUUCAGAAGAGCGUAUCGGAGCUACCGUUGCAACAAUCAACAGUGUGUACAGCAACACUCAGGCCAGUGUGAUAUUCUACAUAGUGACCCUGCGAGAUACCAUCAAAACUAUAAGGCAGUAUAUUGAGAAAACCAAACUGAAAAAGAUCAAGUAUAAGAUCCUGGAAUUUAAUCCAACUGUGCUGAAAGGCAAAGUAAAACCAGAAUCAUCCAGACCUGACCUUCUACACCCUCUGAAUUUUGUGAGAUUCUAUUUGCCACUGUUGGCCAUCAGCAAUCAUAAGAGGGUUGUUUACCUGGAUGAUGAUGUAAUUGUUCAAGGAGAUAUCCAGGAGCUCUACCAGAUCAAGCUGCAACCCGGCCAUGCAGCAGCAUUUGCUUCAGACUGUGACCUCCCUGAAACACACGACAUGGUGCGCAGCGUGAGCAUGCAGACCACCUACAUGGGUUUUCUGGACUACCGGAAGCAGGCGGUCAGGGACUUGGGCAUCAACCCCAGCGACUGCUCCUUUAACCCUGGGGUUUUUGUAGCUGAUAUUGAUGAGUGGAGGAACCAAAAGAUCACCAUGCAGCUGGAAAAAUGGAUGAGUGAGAAUUUUAAGGAAAAUCUGUACAGCAGUGCCAUGGCAGGUGGUGUGGCCACUCCUCCUAUGCUAAUUGUAUUCCACAAUAAAUACACAACAAUUGACCCGAAGUGGCACGUCAGACAUCUGGGUUGGAGUCCUGAUGCGCACUACCCCCUGUCAGUUGUCAGCGAGGCAAGGCUGCUUCACUGGAAUGGGCGCUUUAAGCCUUGGGACUACCCCUGCGUUCACAUCAACCUCUGGGAGAGAUGGUUUAUACCUGACCCUUCAGGAAAAUUUGAACUUGUGCGACCUGAAACUUAAAAGGAACACUACUAAAUGCAAAACUAAAGCUUGCUCUCUUGGUCCAGUGCUGUACAGAGCAGUGAAAAUGUGUUAAAAAGGACGGCACAAGUGACCAUCAAGACACUGUAGAUUCAGUUGUAAUUAGUUACUUACAAAAUAAAGGUCCUAUAGUAUGGGUACAGUAAUAUAUUCAAUUUCUGUUCCUAGAAAAAAAUGGAAGAGAAACUUCAGUGUGUUUAACUUCCACAAAUAGAGGGCAGCAAUCACAAAGAAUAACCACACUUUUUGUCAUUUUGAUCAUACAGACAGUGAUGUACUACAUAGGGAUGAAGUAUAUAGACAUGAUUUUUAUUUUUAGUGGGAUUUGGAGAAGAAAAAAAAACUGGGUGGGAGGAAUCUGGGUUUGUGAUCAAAAGAUUUUUUUUUUCUAUAUGCUCUGUGUGUUGUACUGCCAUGGCUUUUUUUUUUGUUGGUGUUAGUUAAACCAGGGCAACCAAACCAGUGGUUUGGUUAAUAUUCUUGUUGACACUGCCAGUGUCAACAAAACAAUGAGUGAU
This is a messenger RNA of Trichomycterus rosablanca, 1678 nucleotides long. RefSeq names its product glycosyltransferase 8 domain containing 2 (gene glt8d2). Gene Ontology annotation, molecular function: glycosyltransferase activity. The coding region runs from base 87 to 1139 and encodes 350 amino acids. Gene Ontology annotation, cellular component: Golgi apparatus. The record is from RefSeq and is a predicted model, not a curated record. Lineage: Eukaryota; Metazoa; Chordata; Actinopteri; Siluriformes; Trichomycteridae. The transcript has 10 exons.